AUGAAUUCAACCAGAAAAGCGAUCGAGGAACAUUGGCGGGCAUCAGAUGACAAUGAUGCUGAAGCCGAAUACGCUAUCUACGCCGGAGACGCUAUCCUGGACUACCCACAAUCAGGGGAACGUUUCAAAGGCCGUGUGGCAAUUGCUGCGCAGCGUGGCGGACAUCCUGCUAACCGGCAUUUCACGGUACAACGGAUCUCAGGCGACGGCCAUCUAUGGGUGAGCGAGUGCAUCAUCACCUACGACGGAGUGCCAACAUACUCAGUCUCUAUCAUGCAAUUUGCUCGCGAGCUGGUGGUACACGAGACACAGUACUUCACUGAUAAAUUUAGUGCACCUGCGUGGCGGGUAGCACUCGCGGAGCCUAUGCCAGGUAGACAUAUCGAAGAGGCAUGA
Messenger RNA from Penicillium lagena, 396 nucleotides. RefSeq lists its product as uncharacterized. The transcript has a single exon. The record is from RefSeq and is a predicted model, not a curated record. NCBI's taxonomy places the organism in Eukaryota, Fungi, Ascomycota, Eurotiomycetes, Eurotiales, Aspergillaceae. The coding region runs from base 1 to 396 and encodes 131 amino acids.